UAUCGACGAUCAGUGAGUUUAAAUCAACAGUAAGGAUGAUGCACUACAUUCUCUCGACAUUUUGCUUGACUGGCUUAUUAUUUGGAGUCAUUAACGGAAAACCUCAAUGGUGGAAUCCAUUUUCCGGCGCAGGCACAACAAGUUUUGAAGAUGAUUUGAACAGCGCUGUCGAUGAAUUCGAAGAAUUAUUCAGUGGCUUUGUUCCGGUGAUGCCGCCCAGUGAAUUUCCAGGCAUACCAACUCUUCCUGGAAUCCCAACUCUUCCAGGCACACCAAAUCUUCCUGGAAUUCCUACUCUUCCAGGCACGCCAACUCUUCCAGGAACGCCAACUCUCCCUGGAACCCCAACUCUCCCUGUAACACCAACUCUCCCUGUAACACCAACUCUUCCAGGUACACCAACUCUCCCUGGAACACCAACUCUACCUGGAACACCAACUCUUCCAGGGACGCCAACUCUUCCAGAGACGCCAACUCUUCCAGGAACGCCAACUCUCCCUGGAACACCAACUCUUCCAGACACACCAACUCUUCGAGACACGCCAACUCUCCCUGGAACACCAACUCUUCCAGACACGCCAACUCUACCUGGAACACCAAUUCUUCCAGUGACGCCAACUCUUCCAGUAACGCCAACUCUUCCUGGAACACCAACUCUUCCAGGAACGCCAACUCUUCCAGGAACGCCAACUCUCCCAGGAACGCCAACUCUCCCUGGAACACCAACUCUCCCUGGAACACCAACUCUUCCUGGAACACCAACUCUUCCAGACACGCCAACUCUCCCUGGAACACCAACUCUUCCUGGAACACCAACUCUUCCAGACACGCCAACUCUCCCUGUAACACCAACUCUUCCAGGAACGCCAACUCUCCCUGGUACACUAACUCUCCCUGGUACACCAACUCUCCCUUGAACACCAAAGUAGUUCUAAUUCACCGCUGUAUAUAUUGCUGAUUAUGAGAAAAAUUACGAAAUUACUUUAAAUGACCGGUUUACAAAAAACUGAUACUUCUCACAGGAUCACGAUUCUAUUAGCUUAAAUUAUAGCAAAAUAAUUGACUCGAUGGUCUUUAACUAUUGGAAUCUAAUCGGAAUUAUAAAACUUGUUGCACACAGCCAUUAAUUGAAAAAAACUUUUGACUCAAUCGAUGACAAUAUCUUCUUAUUCUUUAGCGGUUCAGUGACCCAGUCGCAUUGAUGUAAUCGGUAUAGGGAAUGCAAUCCCGGUACCAAUCCCGGUACCAGUACCGGAAAAUCCCAGUCCCGAAUCCCGGUAUUGAUCAAAAAAUCCCGAGAUUAGUACCG
Messenger RNA from Bradysia coprophila, 1309 nucleotides. Its product is annotated as cell wall adhesin EAP1-like. The record is from RefSeq and is a predicted model, not a curated record. NCBI's taxonomy places the organism in Eukaryota, Metazoa, Arthropoda, Insecta, Diptera, Sciaridae.